Messenger RNA from Daldinia vernicosa, 1928 nucleotides. RefSeq names its product putative NADH oxidase. The record is from RefSeq and is a predicted model, not a curated record. Gene Ontology annotation, molecular function: NADP binding; NADPH dehydrogenase activity; FMN binding. Bases 258 to 1634 code for a protein of 458 amino acids. Gene Ontology annotation, cellular component: intracellular anatomical structure. The transcript has a single exon. NCBI's taxonomy places the organism in Eukaryota, Fungi, Ascomycota, Sordariomycetes, Xylariales, Hypoxylaceae.
CCUCGUUCCCCUUCGAGAAGUCAACGAAAGCACGAAGAAGACUGUUUCAUAGAUGUUAUCUAGGAUACCUUUUGUAAUAUUUGUUGGUGACAUUGGUGUUCUGGUUUCAAUACAAGUAUGUAUAAAGCACCCGUUUCUUUUAUAAAUAUGGCCGUACAUCUUCGUCCUUCGAGAAAAACGAAGCCCUCAGUGUUUCUCCUUUCACUAGACUUCAUUUAUCAAGCAUGGAAACAAAUUAAUUGAUUACCAUUACCACAAUGUCUCUAUCUAAUCUUAAUACCCCCGUCCCGGGUAUUCCUUACUUUACGCCGCAACAUCUACACUCGCCCGGCACUCCAAACGAGCUCUCCUCAAAGACACCCACCUUAUUCAGACCACUUCAAAUCCGGGGAGUCACUCUUCGCAACCGUAUCACGGUUUCGCCCAUGUGCCAAUACUCUGCAGCACCAUCUGGACCUGAAAUUGGUUCUUUAACAGAUUGGCAUGUUGUAACACUAGGCCAUUAUGCCAUCAAAGGAGCAGCUCUCGUUUUCGUUGAAGCUACAAGCGUGCAACCUAAUGGGAGAAUUUCGCCAAAUUGCCCCGGCUUGUGGGAUGAUGCGCAAAUUAAAGGCUUGAGACGAGUUGCCGACUUUGUUAGAUCUCAAGGUGCCCUUACAGGCAUACAACUAGCGCAUGCUGGUCGCAAGAGUAGUACUGCCGCGCCUUGGGUAUCUACGGUUCUCGGUAGAAAAUCCAAAAGGGCUGACAAAGAUAUCGGCGGUUGGCCAAAUGACGUGAAGGGUCCUUCCGGCGGUGAAAGCCAAACCUGGGAUGGCUUUUUUGAUAGCGAGCAGAGCCGGUUCUGGCCUCCCAAAGCCCUGACAACGCAAGAAAUUAAAGAGAUCGUCCAAGAUUUUGCGAAGGCAGCAGAGAGGAGUGUGAAGGCUGGAGUUGACGUGAUAGAGAUCCAUGCUGCACAUGGGUAUCUUCUACACCAAUUCCUGUCUCCAAUAUCUAACCGAAGAACGAAUGAAUACGGCGGUAGUUUUGAAAAUAGGACAAGACUUCUUUUUGAAGUCAUCGAAGCUAUCAGGCGUGCUAUCCCAACAAGUAUGCCGCUCUUCCUCCGCAUGUCAGCAACCGAAUUUCUAGAAGAUACCGACUUGGGUAAAGAACUUGGGUCGUGGGACGUUGAAUCAACGAUCGAGGUAGCGAGACAACUUCCCGCUCUAGGCGUUGACCUGCUAGACGUUAGUAGCGGUGGCAACAAUCCCGGCCAACGUAUUGACGGAGUUAACACCAAGAACUGUCACGUCAAGAUCGCCGGACGUAUCAGAAACGCCGUGAAUGCUGAUGGUUUGAAACUUCUAAUCGGUGCUGUUGGCCUAAUUACCGAAGCAGAACAGGCAAGAGACAUCGUUGAGAAUGCUGACGCUAGCGUGCAGCUCAAGAGUGCUAUCGAUGAGGAGGCUAGGACAGCGAAAGAGAUGACUGACGCAAAGAACGGUAAAGUGCCCAUGGCGGAUGUUAUUUUGGUCGGCAGGCAGUUCCUGAGGGAAUCGGAUUGGGUGUUAAAUGUUGCGUGGAAGUUAGGUCUGGAUGUCUGGUGGCCAAAUCAAUUUAUGCGAGCUUCAUAUUCUACGACAACGUAGGUAAGUGGUUUGAAGAUAGAGUAAUAGGACUUGGCUCGAGUAUCUACCCACCCGGGUUUUAUAACUGCCCAGCGUUGCAUCGCGCCUUUACCUGAGGCGUUAACAAGUAUGACAGCAAUACAAUAAGAUAAAGCGGACCUUUAUAAUCACCUCAUUGGCAUUUUUGUUGAUGGAUCUGUUGGUGGUGCUGGCAUGGAGCUGCUUGUACUCCGUUAUUAUCUACGCCGCGAAAGCCGGUGUUUGUAAGAAUAUCUCCUCUUUUCGCACCUAAGCGUUAGUUAACCCGGAAUAUGG